This is a messenger RNA of Closterium sp. Yama58-4, 810 nucleotides long. NCBI's taxonomy places the organism in Eukaryota, Viridiplantae, Streptophyta, Zygnematophyceae, Desmidiales, Closteriaceae. The record is from the annotation of a GenBank genome assembly.
UUCUGCACGCUGCCCAUCGACACGGCCAAGGUGCGCCUGCAGCUGCAGGGCAAGGCGGCGGGCGGGGCGGGCGGGGCGGGGGGCGUGGUGAAGUACCGCGGGAUGGUGGGGACAAUGGGGACGAUCGCGCGCGAGGAGGGGCUGUCGGCGUUGUGGAAGGGGCUCGUGCCGGGGCUGCACCGCCAGUGCGUCUAUGGCGGCCUGCGCAUCGGCCUCUACGACCCUGUGAAGGCACUGUUCGUGGGCAAGGACCACAGGGGCGACGUGCCGCUCACCAUGAAGAUCGCCGCCGCCCUCACCACAGGCGCGGUGGGAAUAGCGAUCGCCAACCCCACGGAUCUGGUGAAGGUGCGUCUGCAGUCGGAGGGGCGCCUGCCGCCCGGCACACCCAAGCGCUACUCGGGCGCUCUCAACGCCUACGCCACCAUCGCCCGCCAGGAGGGUGUGGCAGCGCUGUGGACGGGUGUGGGGCCCAACAUCGCGCGCAACGCCAUCAUCAACGCCGCUGAGCUCGCCAGCUACGACCAGAUCAAGCAGACGCUGCUCAAGGUACCGGGCUUCGGCGACAACGUGGUGACGCACCUCAUCGCUGGGCUGGGCGCCGGUUUCUUCGCUGUCUGCAUCGGCUCGCCCGUCGAUGUGGUGAAGUCGCGGGUGAUGGGCGACAGCAGCGGGCAGUACAAGGGCACGCUCGACUGCUUCGUCAAGACUUUCCGCAACGACGGCGUGCUGGCGUUCUACAAGGGUUUCAUCCCCAACUUCGGCCGCCUGGGCUCGUGGAAUGUCAUCAUGUUCCUCACCCUCGAGCAG